AUGUCUGAUGAAGAGUCUAGACUACCUGCUACCUCAGAUAAUGUGGACAAUGCUGACAAGCAAGUGCAAUCGCGAAACAGAGAUCGCAGCAGAUCUGCGUCACCAAUCAAUGAGCGUUCACAGAAGAAGCUGAAGCCAAAGCGCAAGGAUGCAGGCUUUAAGUGGAAGGAGAAGAGACGAGACGAUGAUGAAGCCGAACGUGAUCAAGGUCUAAAGCGAGGUUAUAGAGACCACUACAAGCCAAGAGAAAGAGAGCGGUCAAGAUCUCGCUCUCCCAGGCGCCGUAACUACGAUGACUACGAGAGUCGAACAGGGGUGGAUCGCAACCGUGACCGUGAUAGGGAAAGAGACAGAGAUUAUGAAUCAAGACGACGAGACAGAGAUCGAGACGAUAGACGUGAUGACCGAUACAAACCGGAUGACAGAGAUCGUGGACGAGCUAGAGACGGGGACAGACAAGAAAAGAGAGAGAAGCCAGAAAAGAAGAAAGCGGCGCCAGCACCAUCUAUGCCACAACAAGAGAUGAUCUUGGUCACGGUGAAUGACCGACUCGGCACAAAAAAGCAAAUCCCUUGUUUACCCAGUGAUACAGUCAAGGACUUCAAGUCUGUGGUUGCUAUGAUGAUCGGUCGGCGGCCUCAUGAGAUUCUGCUGAAGAGGCAAAGCGAGCGACCAUUCAAGGACUUCUUGACACUGCAAGAUUAUGGUAUCAGUAACAACGUGCAGCUAGACCUUGAAGUCGAUACGGGUGACUGA
This is a messenger RNA of Lithohypha guttulata, 756 nucleotides long. RefSeq lists its product as uncharacterized. Gene Ontology annotation, cellular component: cytoplasm; nucleus. The record is from RefSeq and is a predicted model, not a curated record. Lineage: Eukaryota; Fungi; Ascomycota; Eurotiomycetes; Chaetothyriales; Trichomeriaceae. The transcript has a single exon. Gene Ontology annotation, molecular function: protein tag activity. The coding region runs from base 1 to 756 and encodes 251 amino acids. Gene Ontology annotation, biological process: protein modification process; mRNA splicing, via spliceosome.